CCGGUUACGACCCUAAUCCCUAAGCCACCUACCUCCUCUUUAUUCUUUCACUGCAUCAUCACCGCCUUUUCUCUCCUCCUCAAUUGCUUCUCCAACUGCUCUCUCUUCUGUCUCUUACUUAACUCAACAAACCCAGUUACUCUCGCCUGCUUUCCACAACUCCAUUACGACUGCGCUUCCCUGCCCGUCUCUGCUACAUCCUCCACCAACUAAUCGCAUCGGUUAACGCUCCCUCGAUAUCUGUUGUCAUCUCGGCCAAUUUUUCGCUCCACGGUUCCCUUGAUUUACACGCUCCUACGUUUUCUCCUGCGAAGCAAGAAACUAGUGCUCUUUACACCCACUGAUUUAUAUUAUUCUUCGCAUCUGUCGCCAUUAGGCAGGAGGAGUUCAAGCAUCUGGUCAAUCUUCAGUAGAUUUUAUUAGAGCUAUUUAUGGAUCGUCGGCUUCAUGAUUAUGCAGCAGCUUCUGCGAUGGCAUAUGCUCAACAGCAGAGGCCACCACAUAAUAUUCAACAGCAGCAACAGUAUGGAUUUCAUACACAACAUCAACAAUUCCCUCCGCAUUUCAUGGGCCCGCAUCCUUCUCUCCAACAAUUCCCCUACCAUCACCACAUGCCACAGCAACCACCGCUUCACCCUCAUCCUCCUUCCCAUCAACAGAUGUUUAGUCUCCAGCAGCAGCAACAGCAGCAGCAGCCGCCGCCAGCUUUCCCUUCACAUGUUCCCCCUCACCUUAUUCCUUCUCCUUUUCUUGGUCCAUAUGAUUCUGCUCCACCCCCAGCUGCUCCCCCAUCCGAUCCUGAGCUCCAAAAACGCAUUGACAAGCUUGUUGAGUAUGCCACAAAGAAUGGUCCAGAAUUUGAAGCCAUGAUCCGUGAGAAACAACAAGAUAAUCCUGACUAUGGCUUUCUCUUUGGGGGUGAAGGCCAUGGCUACUACCGAUACAAGCUCUGGUUAUCUGCACGACCCUCUGGUGGCCCCUUUAAUCUCUCUUUUCCACCAUCUUCUCUACCUGUGAUGCAUCCCUCACAAAAUCCCAUGAUGAAUCCUUCUCCUCUACAUGCUCCUCCUAUUAAUGCUGCACCUGCUGCUGUUGGGGCUAUUGGUGCCCCUCAAAUGCAUCAACCUCCAUUUCCACCAUUCUAUGAUCAGCAACAGCGUCUUCAUCCUUUUGCUGGCCAGGGUCGUACAGAUUAUGAUCAGUCUAGUUCCUACAAAGGUCUGGCUGGUCCACUCCCUUCUGAUGUUGCAAUGGAGCUUAGCAAUGUACUUACUAAUCUUAACGGAACCAAAGAGUCAAUUAAAAGUGCCAAGAUUUGGUUCAUGCAGAGAGCUCCCUUUGCACCAGCUUUGGCGGAGGGACUUAGGGAUAGAGUCUUUACGUUGGAUGAUUCUGAGAGGCAAUUGCAUAUAAUAUACCUUGCCAAUGAUAUUCUAUUUGACAGUUUGCAGAGGCGGAUGAACCCUAAUGAACUUGAUAAUGAAGCUCUUGCAUUCAAACCUGUUUUAGGUCCCAUGCUUUCUAGGAUUUACCACAACCCUCAGAAUGAGGAAAAUCAGCCACGAUUGCAGAAAAUUCUACAGUUCUGGGCUUCAAAGGAAGUUUUUGAUCAGGACACUAUUUAUGCCCUUGAGGGUGAGAUGAAGGGUGGACCACAAACCAAUGUGUUUACUGGGCCUUCAAGAGAAGCAGCAGAUUCCUUGACGUCUGCAGGGAUGACGCAGCAGCCAACAAACCAUAAUGUCUCACAAUGGCAACCUGAUAAGGUAGGUUCUGUUGCAAGUGUCAUGGAUCAAGAACAUACUGAGAAACAAAUGCCCUUAUCCAUGCCACCACCUAUGGUAAACCAGCAAUUUUUCCCAAAUUCAGUUUCUGGUCCUUUUCCUGGGUCAUUGCCAAUAGAUUCUUCUGUCCAGCCAGCAAGCCAAUUGCCACCACCAGCCUCAAAUGUUGGUGAAAAAUUGCCACCAUACCCCCUGUUCCCACCCGGUCUGAUUCCUGGGAUGGUCAGAAAGAUGCAGAUAGGUAGUGGGGUGCCGUACUCCCCCUUAAGUCCUUUGGACAUCCCAACAGUUAUACCACCAUCCAGUAUAUCACCCUCAGAAGUCCUUGAGAGGGUAUCGAAGUUUUUUAAAGAAAUUGGAGAGAUUAAUCCAUCUGAAGGUCCCAUGAACUCUGAUUCGAAGGAUGAAGAUGAUGAAUAUGAAAGGGAGCGCCCGGUUCGCAAGGGAGGGGCUUGUAUCCCUCCACCACCUAACCUUCAGGUGGACCCAGAAACUGGAACCUUUGCUGAUGGAAGCGUAGACCGGAAACCAGGAUCAAGUGGCUCAGGAAGAUUAGGACUUGGGGCAACAGCUAAUCCAAAUGAGGCAAGUCAAUAUGAUGAUGUUUAUACUUCGUAUCGGAAACAGAGAAGCACCACCUACCAUUCUUCUAUGAGUGCAAGAGCCGCUUCGAGAUAGAAUCCUGUCAACUAUCUCAUUGAUGGUUGUUAAGAACUCUCAACUAAAAUAACUCAUCAUCUUCAUAUCAACUAUUCUCUUUUCAGUUUUGACUUUGGCCGUCUAAGUAGUUUUUGGGAGUUUGAAAGUUACUACCUUGCCAUGGAGGGACUUCACACCAGCAUGGCAAAAAUCCCGCUGUAUGGACGAAACCUGUUAGGUAUGUUAUGUUAUUGUUGUACUUAUUACUACUACUGGUAAGGGGUGUUAUUGUACUGCCCUAACAGGGAUGGAAUAUGUUAAGAAUCUUUGAUCAGAUGGAAUUGCCAAAAUUUGCAAA
This is a messenger RNA of Carica papaya (papaya), 2781 nucleotides long. Its product is annotated as SWAP (Suppressor-of-White-APricot)/surp RNA-binding domain-containing protein. Gene Ontology annotation, biological process: intracellular calcium ion homeostasis; RNA processing. Gene Ontology annotation, molecular function: RNA binding. The record is from RefSeq and is a predicted model, not a curated record. Gene Ontology annotation, cellular component: perinuclear region of cytoplasm. NCBI's taxonomy places the organism in Eukaryota, Viridiplantae, Streptophyta, Magnoliopsida, Brassicales, Caricaceae.